GUUUGUUGGUAAUUGGUAUGUUGUGAGGAGUGAGGACUGAGGAGUUAGGACUACUGAAGCCUGAAACACUAACAAGCAACUACACGCUUAUUACCUUGUCCAGACAUUAAAAAAGACAGAACUUUUAAUUAUUAUUCUCCGGAAUGGCAGCUAACCUUCGAAAAAAAUUAAAGAAAGCUGUACCUGCAGUUAAAUACGUAGAUAUGGAGUACAGUGAAGAGUCUAUGGACCAAGAUGAACAGGAAAAUAAGGAGAAACAUCUUUUAUCACCUCUACAUAUAACAAAAAAUAAAAGCAUAAACCCCUAUGAAGAAGAAACGAGUGAAUAUGAGAAAAAGAGGUUGCAAAUUAUCGCAGAGAAUGAAGCAAAAAUGAGCGAACUGGGUUUAAAAACGCAAAAGGCACAAUUGAAGCCAAAACCGAAACCUAAAAAUGGAAAUAAAAAAAGAAAAGUGAUUGCAAGAUGGAGUAUUGGGUUUACUGAUGUGCCAAGGAGAGAACCUUCUAAGCGUUUGAGGAAUAAACUGGAACAUAAAGUAUUUGAAGAAGACGAAAACCCCCCACCUGUUAUAACACCAUCAGAAACUCAUGUAGAAACUGAUAAUAGGAUUAUUGACACAGUAGACCUCGAGGUUGAAUCGAGGGAGUUCUUUUCAAACUUGCAUAGUACUGUACCAUAUCAGAGUGAUGUCGAUAUUGCAAAAUGUGAUAAAGACACCUUUCAAACCCAAAUACUGAGCUUAAGAAUGUUUGAUGAUUUGAAAAAAGUCGUGGAUCAGAGAAUAUAUUCUUUAUUUAUUUAUCCUUGCACAUCAAAAUGCCUUGUCUUAGCAGGAAGUAGAAGUGGUUCUUUAGGAGUUUGGGAUGUUAUGUCAAGUGAUGAGGACAACGUCCUAAAAUUUGACUACCAGACAGGACCUAUAAAUUGUAUUUCUUCGAAUAAUAAUUACUUGGGUAAAAUCUAUACCACUAGCCACGACGGUACAAUUAAGUGUAUUGACUUAGAUUCAGGGAAAGUUGAGAAUCUCUAUGCUACUUCAUAUUCAGAGAAAAUCAACCAUCUCACUUGGCAUGAUGUUAUGGAUUCUCACACAUUAUUAUUUUCGCACGGUAAUGGUAGUGUUGGAAUCCUGGAUAUGAGGGAAAACAAACAACCUACAUGGGCCAAAUGCUACAAUAAAUCCUGUAGGACAGUUCAAUCACAUCCUUGCGAUAAAAACUAUUUUCUCACAUCCUCAGGCCUUGGGUAUGCCAGUAUUUUUGAUAUCAGGAAAAUAAAUAAAAAUAAUCCCAUCUCUGAAAUGGAACAUCACAAAGGAUUGAGUAGCGCUUUUUUUUCACAUGUCGGAAACAGCAUCCUAACAACUUGUAAUGACGACACUGUUAAAAUAUUUGACACGUCAAAGUUUGCUUUAAAGCCUAAAGCUAUUACUUCUGUUGUCCAUAACAACCAUACGGGUCAGUGGCUGUCUGUUUUUAAAGCAAAUUGGUAUCCUCAGAGGGAUGAUGCUUUCAUUAUUGGAAGUCUUUUAUCACCUAGAAGGUUACAAGUAUAUGGGAGUGAUGGGAAAAUAAUUGCCGAGUUAAAAGAUGAUUCCAUGACAACGAUUUCUCCUGUAAUAGCAAUUCACCCUACCCUUACUAUAAUCGCUGGUGGAAACAACUCAGGACGAGUUCACCUCUUCUGGCCGCCAGAAAUGGCCAAAAUGUUUGAACAAAAUGUCUAAAAUUCUACCGACAAAAUCUACAUUUCAAAAACCUAUGAAAUAAUAAAUAUACCAUACACCGGCUCUACUGAAA
Messenger RNA from Cimex lectularius (bed bug), 1800 nucleotides. Its product is annotated as WD repeat-containing protein 76-like. Gene Ontology annotation, biological process: regulation of DNA damage checkpoint. The record is from RefSeq and is a predicted model, not a curated record. The transcript has 12 exons. Gene Ontology annotation, cellular component: nucleus. The coding region runs from base 144 to 1727 and encodes 527 amino acids. Gene Ontology annotation, molecular function: DNA binding; protein binding. NCBI's taxonomy places the organism in Eukaryota, Metazoa, Arthropoda, Insecta, Hemiptera, Cimicidae.